This is a messenger RNA of Thlaspi arvense, 429 nucleotides long. NCBI's taxonomy places the organism in Eukaryota, Viridiplantae, Streptophyta, Magnoliopsida, Brassicales, Brassicaceae. The record is from the annotation of a GenBank genome assembly.
AUGCGUGCCGAGGAAGAAGUCGAAAAUCAGCUGAAUUCUUCUGUGAAUCUAAACACAGAUCUGAUCGAGAUUCAGAAGCAAGAAGAGUUAGUGCAGAGGAAGUUUCUUGAAGUGUUUUGGAUAUCCAUGUGCUUCCAUGGGAAUCAAGAACAGAGGAGGAAGACCACAAAGAAGAGUGAAGUGAGUGAUUCAAGCUCGGAUCUUUUCGAGAUAGAGAAUCUCACAGGGAAACUAAAACCUUGUCUUACAAGGCAAGGGAGUGAUGCGGCUUCACCAACACGUUAUGCUCCAAGUGAAGUAAGCAUAGAGUGGAGCAUAGUGACAGCAAGUGCAGCAGAUUUCUCUGUUAUGUCUGAAUGUGCAACAAGUCCAGUUUACAAGCAACGCUUAAAACAUACAAAUUCAUCAACAAAUGUAACAUCUCAAUGA